AUGGCCACGACAGAUUCUAAGCUCAGAGCAGCCAUCUUGGUUGUAUCCGAGACUGCAUCUCAGGAUCCUUCGACCGACAAGUGUAUACCCGUUCUCAAGCAAGUCUUCGGCGAUCUCGGCAACAACCAAUGGGAUGUUAGCGAGACCGAGAUCGUGCCCGACAACGCCCUUACCAUCCAGAAGACGAUUAAGAGUUGGACGGACAGGCCUGAGCCUGUCAGUCUUGUCAUCACCAGCGGAGGCACUGGAUUUGCCACCAAGGAUGUUACUCCAGAAGCAGUUACCCCGCUCAUAGACAGACAUGCCCCAGGCCUUGUCCAUGGCAUGUUGACGACCUCGUAUGCCGUCACGCCUUUUGCCCUAAUGGCGAGGCCUGUUGCUGGAGUGAGAAAGCAGACUUUGGUCUUGACCUUGCCUGGGUCCCCAAAAGGUGCCAAAGAGAAUCUGGAAGCGGUGCUGAAGCUGCUGCCCCACGCAUGCAUGCAAGCAGCCGGCGCAGCGUCACGACCGCUCCAUGCUGGUGGGGUAAAGAAAUUGGAACAAGACGCAGGCGUCUCAUCUGGGGGCACUUCUGCUGGGACUGGACAUCACCACCAUCACGGGCAUGGUCACUCCCAUGCUCAUGGCGGUCAUGCGGCCCCAAAAGCUCACACGAAGCCAGAGGAACGCCCACAGUCAAAUGAUCCCGCAGCGGGUCCAACGCGAAGAUACCGCUCUUCGCCAUACCCUAUGUUAGCUGUCGAUGAGGCCCUGAACCUGAUUGCAGAAAAGACGCCAGCUCCUAUUGUAGAGAAGGUGCCUGUAGACAUGAGGAUAGGCGGUUCCGUUCUUGCCGAGGAUGUCAAGGCGACUGAAUCCGUUCCCGCGUUCCGAGCUAGUAUCGUUGACGGGUAUGCUGUCAAGAUUCCUUCUUCUGGCAAGUUUGAAAAGGGCGUGUACCCCGUUUCCAUCAUCUCACACGCCCAAGCUGGCGAAGUUCAAGAAUUGAAAGAGGGAGAGAUUGCACGAAUUACCACGGGCGCACCACUUCCGCCUGGCGCCGACGCUGUGGUAAUGGUGGAAGACACCGUGCUGAAGACCUUGACAGAUGAUGGCCAAGAAGAAAAGGAGAUUGAGAUUCUUACGGAUGAAAUCAAGCCUAAUGAGAAUGUACGCGAGGUAGGCAGCGAUGUCAAGGAGGGCGAGAUUAUCCUCAAGAAGGGCGAGGGUGUUACUGUCGUAGGUGGAGAGUUUGGGCUCCUCGCCUCUGUCGGAACGCGAGAGGUAUCUGUAUACAAGAGGCCAAUAGUUGGAGUUUUGAGUACAGGAGACGAGAUUAUCCCUCAUAACAGAGAAGGACCACUUCGUCUAGGAGAAGUCCGUGAUACCAAUCGCCCUACGCUCAUCACCGCCGCACGAAGCCACAGGUUCGAAGUCAUUGAUCUAGGCAUUGCCUCUGAUAAGCCUGGUACCCUCGAGCAAACCCUGCGCGACGCCAUGCGCAAAUGCGACGUAAUCAUCACCUCAGGCGGCGUGUCCAUGGGCGAACUCGACCUCCUCAAGCCGACCAUUGAGCGCGCCCUCGGCGGCACCAUCCACUUUGGCCGUGUAAACAUGAAGCCGGGGAAACCCACCACGUUUGCCACGGUCCCCGUAAAAGACAACGCCGGCAGCCCCGUGACCAAAUCCAUCUUCUCGCUGCCAGGUAAUCCCGCCUCCGCCGUCGUAUGCUUCCAUCUCUUCGUGCUGCCCGCACUGCACCAGCAGGCGGGUAUCAAGCCCAUGGGCCUACCGCGCAUCAAGGUGGUGCUCGAGGAAGAUAUCCGCAUGGACAAGGCAAGACCUGAGUAUCAUCGUGCGCUGGUGGUGACCAAGGAGGAUGGACUGCUGUAUGCGAGUUCGACGGGCGGACAGAGGAGCAGUCGCAUUGGCAGUUUUAGAGGCGCAAAUGCGCUGCUUUGUAUGCCCAAGGGGGAAGGUAGUGUGGCCAAGGGGGAGAGGGUUGAUGCGCUGCUUAUGGGCAAGUUGGGUGAGUUGGAGCGCUGAAGACAAUCAUAUCAUGUCUUUGUUAGAACGCUGAAGACGGGUAUGUGUGUGUGUGGUGUGAUGGGAUGAAAGUGCCGUUUCUUGCCAGAUGUCAGUCUACGCAAAUCUGGCAUCUUAUUACUCUCUUU
This is a messenger RNA of Exserohilum turcica Et28A, 2153 nucleotides long. RefSeq lists its product as uncharacterized. NCBI's taxonomy places the organism in Eukaryota, Fungi, Ascomycota, Dothideomycetes, Pleosporales, Pleosporaceae. Gene Ontology annotation, biological process: Mo-molybdopterin cofactor biosynthetic process; molybdenum incorporation into molybdenum-molybdopterin complex. Bases 1 to 2025 code for a protein of 674 amino acids. Gene Ontology annotation, molecular function: molybdopterin molybdotransferase activity. The transcript is spliced from 6 exons. The record is from RefSeq and is a predicted model, not a curated record. Gene Ontology annotation, cellular component: cytoplasm; cytosol.